Molecule: messenger RNA, 4039 nt
Organism: Cyprinus carpio (common carp)
Lineage: Eukaryota; Metazoa; Chordata; Actinopteri; Cypriniformes; Cyprinidae
Product: transcription factor Sox-21-B-like
Exons: 1
Coding region: 375-1103 (242 amino acids)
Biological process (GO): regulation of DNA-templated transcription; anatomical structure morphogenesis; cell differentiation
Molecular function (GO): DNA-binding transcription factor activity, RNA polymerase II-specific; RNA polymerase II cis-regulatory region sequence-specific DNA binding
Source: RefSeq, a predicted model, not a curated record
UUACUUCACAUGUUGCAACUCUCGGUUGACAGUCACUCGACUGAAGUUAUCCGCGGCGGUUGCUUCACCAUGGUGAAGAGGAAAACAACAAGCGAGCAGAGCUAAGGAGGAAUUCGACUUCUUGUUUAUCUCAUCGACUUCAUCUGCGACUUUUUGAGGAUAUACCUACUCACGAUGCAUCUGAGAACAUUGCUUUCGUGAAAGUUUAAGAAGAAUUACGCUUGGACUUGUUUUCGCGGCGGAAUGUCGCAGUGAGCCUGAAGCACGCUUGGAGACUUUUACACAGCGUAAUUUUGAACCACGCAAAUCUCGGACGAAGUGACAGUCCUGCCGGUGGAGGUUUACCUGAGCAGGUGAAGCGAACGCUUGUCAGCAUGUCCAAGCCCAUGGAUCACGUUAAGCGUCCCAUGAACGCGUUCAUGGUGUGGUCCCGAGCGCAGCGGCGGAAAAUGGCCCAAGAAAACCCGAAAAUGCACAAUUCCGAGAUCAGCAAGCGGCUCGGAGCGGAGUGGAAACUUCUGACGGAGUCCGAAAAGAGGCCGUUCAUCGACGAAGCGAAGCGACUGCGGGCGAUGCACAUGAAGGAACACCCUGACUACAAAUACAGACCCAGGCGAAAGCCCAAGACUUUAAUGAAGAAAGACAAAUUCGCGUUCCCGAUGGCGUAUAAUUUGGGCGAGCACGAGGCGCUGAAAGUGGGUGGCUUACCGAGUGGAGCGUUUACCGAGUCGUUAAUGUGCAACCCCGACAAGGCAGCAGCGGCGGCGGCGGCAGCCGCGGCACGGGUGUUCUUCAGCCCUUCCAUGUCUACCAACCCCUAUUCGUUUUUUGACCUCGGCUCAAAAAUGACAGAGCUUUCUCCACCGUCUUUCUCAUACGCCUCAGCGUUGGGUUACCCAACAGCGGCGACGGCUUUCUCCGGAGCGGGCGCACAUACUCAUACGCACUCCCAUCCAUCGCCGGGUAACCCGGGCUACAUGAUCCCGUGUAACUGCGCGGCGUGGCCGUCUGCGGGGCUCCAGCCACCCCUUGCCUACAUUUUACUACCAGGAAUGGGCAAACCACAGCUUGAACCGUAUCCCGCGUACGCGGCAGCGUUAUGAGACUCUGAAAAAGUUUCUAAAUGUGAAGAAAAAAGAAAAGAAAAAAAAAAAACGCAAUACACGUGGAGCAUGAACAUGUGAUGCCACGAUCGUCAUAUCAGAUAUCACAUGUGUUUGUAUCAUGAUUAAUGCCUUGAUGUAAGGUAAAACUCUCUGACGUUCUGUUCGGCGUGGAUAUUAAUGGCAAACGACAGUGUGCUGAACGAAUCCAGUAUGCCCUUAUCAAUGUGAAUCAUUCUACCACGUCAGACUAACCUGUUGACUCUGUAACUAGUUUACCAUGUGCAGAGAAAAUCGGUCAAUGCUGUUAAAGUGGUUGCAUUUUAGCUAUAUUGAAAAAAAAAUGUUUUAUUAUGAAAAUCAGCUUUGAUUAAUUCCCGCGCAGUUAUUUUUCUCUUCUUCAAAUCAGUCAUAUUGCUGUAAAUGUGUACAGUUUUAUUAAAUCAUAUCUGCUUAGUGCUCCAAAUGCCCGAGCUGAUGGACUAGAAAUCAGGUGUAUAUUUUGAGUUUCGAAUACUAUUCAAUGGAUGUAAUAUUUAUUGUUCAGUCAGUGAAACUACCCUGUUUGUUGAUCGUGGGACACGAUCCGUGUCCUUUGAUACUUGCACAAAGGGAGACCAUGAGCACUUAUAAAGUGUAAUUUAUUGAAAAGAAACAACAUGCCCAAGUUCCUGAAAUUUCUAAGGGUGCUGGCCCGUCGACAUAUUCUACAUCAGACGAUUGUCAGAAAGUCAGUCCGUUUUUUACUAACUCGAAGUGAAAUUGUAUGUUCUAUGUUUUGCAUAAUUCCACUUAUAUGUACUUAAAAUGCCUAUCGUUCAUUUAUUGAACAAGGGGGAUAUAAUAAAGCGUAUGCGGAAAAAAGGAAAUUGCUCUGUAGUUCUUGGUGAAUGGCGAACAAGAUUUGUAUCUUGAAUGCCUUUACUUGGUCGGAACAGGUGAAGUGUAAAGUAUCCUCUAAAGGACGCUUUUGUUCGGGCUUUGAAUAGAAUUACUCAGAAAUCUCAAGCAGGUCUUUGUAAUCAAGAGCCGAAAUCCUGAAUUAUCACAACUCAAAUCAUGAAUAGGAAAGAAGAUAGAGGAGUUUACUUUUAAGAAGAAAAACGAAACCAUUUAGGCCUUUCGGACAGACUUUCCUUUGCAUCUUUUAAAUAAAUAGAGCUAUUUUAUUAAAAAUUGAAACACCCUGUUCAUUUAAUAUUGUGGAUACUCACCAUUUGCAAUUAAUUAUAGGUCUAACACACAUAUACAUCAUUCAAACUGGAUAGAAUUAUUCCAAAAAGACGUAUAAUUUACGCAUGUCUUCCCAAUGUGCUCCGUGUCGGGUUGUUCUUAAUGUAAACUGCCCUCUUAGAUUACAUUAAGAAGUUAAUUCAUAUGGCUCGGACCAAUUAUGCAAAACUAAUUUGGACUGUCCAGGGAUAAUUACCUCCGCCACGGUUAAUUGAAUCUUUUCACUGGCCUGUAUUCUCUAUUGUCACAGCGCGAUCGCUGCUCUCCACGGAACUUCCUGCUUCGCUUUGGAAAAGUGACCUUGUUUCACUUGUUAUGAACCAGACGAAUCAACAAAUCAGGGAGCUAUAUGCACAUUAAUUACAGGACAGGAACGUUUUCAAAAAUGAUCCCUUUUUUAAUUUCAAAGCAGCUUCCUUAUGACCUUCUGCGUGUUAUUUUUUAUUUUUUUUGUUUGCAACUCACACUCCCAAACUAAUUAAGAAUUGCAUUUUAGUGCAAUAUAGUUAUUGCAAAGUAUUUACUUAAGUUUUUUUUUUUUUUUUUAUAACAUACAUGCAAUGCAUAUUAUUUACAGGACAGACACCUUUUUAGGAAUUAUCCUUUUUUGAUUUCAGAGCAGCUUGCUGAUGACUUUUUGCACUUUAUUGUUUUUGUUGUUUGCAACUGCCACACUUUUCCCAAAUUAAUGCAUUUUAAUGCAACCUAAAUAGAGAUUUCAUAUUUGAAACGUUACUAUUAAUUAUUAUCCUUUUGCAAAAUAUUUUUUAUUGUAUGCAACUUACAUGCUUUUCCUAAACUACUGAAAAACUUUGCAUAUCAAUGCAACCUAAGCAGCAUUUCAUAUUUUUUAAAAACAUGUUUCCAUUUACUUUUAAUAGUAUAUUAACACUGUAUGUUUAAUUUGACACUGCAAUCAGGUGAAAAUGUCCAGAUUUAUUUCUACCUACCCUGACCUUUAAAAUGCCUUUUGCUGGUGCAACCUAAAGUAGACGGUUUAAUAUCUCAAAAUCAUUUAGAUGUCACUGCAUAUGCAUCUUGCAAAUUACCCGAAAAAGCAAUUUUUCACAGGUUCGCCUCUGAAUCAGUCUGUAUAUUACUAAAGCUACUUUCAGUCCAUAGUUUGCACACCAAAAUGCCUGAAAAGGUCGUCCGCUCCUCAAAAGAGUGCACAUUACCAGCCCAGUGACCAUUUUCCUUUUCUUCUCAGCUCUCUUUUCUCCUUCUGCUUUAAAAAAGGGUGCACUAACUGAAAGAACUUUGUCUCCCUUCAGUAGGAGCAUUUAGACAGUCGAGGAGGUUUUGUCUCGGAACAAAACAUGAGUUGGGAGGCCUUUGUGAGCCUGUUGUUUGUUGAAGUGGAGCUCAGCAAAAAGCGCCUGCUUUCCCUCAUUGUGGUUAAAGCAAUCAGUGGUAUUUGGAAAACUGUUAGCAUUGUGCACUUCUUCUGUGUUCAUUGUUGAGGAUUUCUUUUCACAAGGUUUUUUUUUCUUCCCCCCUUUUUUUUCAGGCAAUCCAGCUGGCCGGGGUGAAUAGCACUGCAAUGUGUACACGCUUUGUCCCUCCGAGUCCUUCAAGUAGCCUACAUUGAAUAGAGUGAGUUGACACUGGAUGACAGUGAAACAACAUAAUAAAAAAUACAUGAGCGCAUGAAUGGAGCCAGGCGCAUAAAUAAAUAAAAUGGGUGACCAAAACUGGAUAAA